AUGCCAGUUGAGCAGUUGGAAGAGGAAAAUAAGACUCUCAGAACGAAGGUUCGGGUGCUGGAGGAGGAACUCAAGCACCGCAAUGCCGAAUGCGUUAGGCUGAGGGAUGAGCUGCAGUUGCUAUCGGGGGUGAUGCGGGAAAAUGACAGUCAACGCCAAUUGAUCGAUACGUUGCGAGAGGAGCUUGAAUUCUCCCGAAAGAGCCAUGCGGAGGCGGUAGAGGCGCUUAACGUGGGGGAGAAGCAAAGGAGAAAUGAAGAACACAGACAGCGCAUGGCGAGGGUGCAGUUGCAGCUUUCUACCAGUGGGAUGGAUGUAAAGACGGGUACUUCAUCACAAGCGGGGGGUGCGGUGUUACCGGUUGUGACCGGAGGUGUGGUACCGACGUCAAGCGGUGUAGAGAUCAUAUGCAAGAGUUCAAACAUCUCUUCCCUUGGGUUCGCGCCGGUGCAGCGACCCCCAGAUUUUGCUGGCAGUGCUUAUGGGCAAUUUUACAGAGGUGUUGCUAAUAGUGCUGACCUGGUGGAAGAGGAGGACGAGGUUUCACGGCUUAUGGCAAUGGCGAAGGACGGGGCAAUGCUGGACAUUAAGCAUGCUGAGGUUACCGAUGGUGAGGAAAAUGAGCUUCUGGAGCGUUACAAGGCGUUAAAGCUGUGGAAACCUAACUAG
Messenger RNA from Trypanosoma brucei brucei TREU927, 669 nucleotides. RefSeq lists its product as hypothetical. NCBI's taxonomy places the organism in Eukaryota, Euglenozoa, Kinetoplastea, Trypanosomatida, Trypanosomatidae. The record is from RefSeq and is a predicted model, not a curated record. Bases 1 to 669 code for a protein of 222 amino acids. The transcript has a single exon.